Colletotrichum graminicola M1.001 is the source of this 2856-nucleotide messenger RNA. RefSeq names its product dolichyl-phosphate-mannose-protein mannosyltransferase. Gene Ontology annotation, cellular component: membrane; endoplasmic reticulum. The transcript is spliced from 4 exons. Gene Ontology annotation, biological process: protein O-linked glycosylation via mannose. NCBI's taxonomy places the organism in Eukaryota, Fungi, Ascomycota, Sordariomycetes, Glomerellales, Glomerellaceae. The record is from RefSeq and is a predicted model, not a curated record. The coding region runs from base 1 to 2856 and encodes 951 amino acids. Gene Ontology annotation, molecular function: dolichyl-phosphate-mannose-protein mannosyltransferase activity.
AUGUCUGCCACCAAGCCCGUUCGCUCUCCGAGCCCCAAGCUCGAGAAGCCUGCCAACGGCGCCAAUGGUAUCAAUGGCAAAGCACCUGUCGAGCGCGAACCGAGCUACAAGUCCGACGGUGUCGAGGACAACGAUAUCUUCCUUCUGCCCGUUUCCGAUUACCAGAUCAUGCUCGGCUUGACCUUUCUCGCUGCCAUCAUUCGUCUAUUCCGCAUCUACCAGCCCACAAGUGUUGUGUUUGACGAGGUCCACUUCGGUGGCUUCGCUUCGAAAUACAUCAAAGGAAGGUUUUUCAUGGAUGUCCACCCGCCCCUAGCCAAGAUGCUUAUCGCUCUGACCGGUUGGCUGGCUGGGUUUAACGGCGACUUCGACUUUAAGGAGAUUGGCAAGGACUACCUUGAGCCUGGCGUUCCCUACGUCGCCAUGCGCAUGUUCCCCGCCGUUUGCGGUAUUCUGCUGGCCCCUCUAAUGUUCCUUACCUUGAAGACCACUGGAUGCCGUACUACAACGGCUUUGAUGGGCUCUUGCCUGAUCAUCUUCGAGAACGGCCUUCUUACUCAAGCCCGCCUCAUUCUCCUCGACUCCCCGCUCAUGGUUGCAACCGCCUUCACCGCUCUCUCCUUCCAGUCCUUCACAAACCAGCACGAGCAGGGUCCUGAGAAAGCUUUCCAACUUAGCUGGUGGUUCUGGCUGCUGAUGACUGGUUUGGGUCUGGGAACGACUGUCAGCAUCAAGUGGGUCGGUUUGUUCACCAUCGCCUGGGUGGGCAGCUUGACACUUAUCCAGCUCUGGGUUCUUCUCGGCGACACCAAGAACGUUACACCGCGCCUCUGGGCCAAGCACUUCAUGGCUCGUGCUUUCGCCCUAAUCAUUAUUCCUCUUGGCUUCUACAUGGCCAUGUUCGCCAUUCACUUCCUCUGUCUGGUCAACCCGGGUGACGGUGACGGCUUCAUGAGCUCCGAGUUCCAGUCCACUCUCAACUCCAAGGGCAUGCAGGACGUAGCGGCGGAUGUCGCCUUCGGAAGCCGCGUCAGUAUUAGACACGUCAACACACAGGGUGGCUACCUUCACUCCCACCCGCUCAUGUAUCCUACCGGCAGCAAGCAGCAGCAAAUCACUCUUUACCCCCAUAAGGACGAGAACAACCUCUGGCUCCUCGAGAACCAGACCCAGCCGCUUGGGGUUAAUGGCGAGCAGAUCAAUGGAACUCAAGCCUGGAACAACCUCCCCGAACCGGUCUUCAUCAAGGAUGGUGAUGUCAUUCGCUUAUACCACAUGCCUACCUUCCGCCGCCUGCACUCUCACGACGUUCGCCCCCCUGUGACCGAGGCUGACUGGCAAAACGAAGUUUCUGCUUACGGUUAUGAAGGCUUUGAGGGUGAUGCCAACGACCUUUUCAAGAUCGAGAUCGUCAAGAAACAGUCGCUCAGCCCCAUUUCCAAGGAACGCCUUCGCACCAUCGAGACCAAGUUCAGACUGGUCCACAUCAUGACUGGUUGCGUACUCUUCUCUCACAAGGUCAAGCUCCCUGAUUGGGCUUCCGAGCAACAGGAGGUCACAUGCGCCAGAGGGGGCACGCUUCCUAAUAGCUUGUGGUACAUCGAGUACAACGAGCACCCCCAGUUGACCGGUGACAACGUCGAGAAGGUUAACUACCGUAACCCCGGCUUCUUUGGCAAGUUUUGGGAGCUUCAGAAGGUUAUGUGGAAGACCAAUGCGGGUUUGGUCGAAUCUCACGCCUGGGAUUCCCGUCCUAGCGCGUGGCCGCUUCUCAAGCGCGGCAUCAACUUCUGGGGCAGGGACAACCGCCAGAUUUACUUGCUGGGCAACCCUGUUGUUUGGUGGAGCUCUACCCUUGCUGUUGUUGUCUAUGUUCUUUUCAAGGGCAUUGCAACUCUACGCUGGCAACGCAAAUGCAACGAUUAUGCCAAUACCACCUUCAAGCGUUUCGACUACGAGAUCGGCACGGCCGUGCUUGGCUGGGCUUUUCACUACUUCCCUUUCUACCUGAUGGAUCGUCAGCUGUUUCUUCACCACUACUUUCCGGCCCUUUACUUCGCGGUCAUGGCUUUCUGCUCAACAUUUGACUUUGUAACAGCUCGAGUCUCUUUUGGCGGCAUUCGUCACAAUCCCUUUGUCAACCGCGUCAGUGCCGUCGCCUUCUUGGCUCUUACCGUUGUCGGUUUCGUGCUCUUCUCGCCUUUGGCCUACGGAAACCCUUGGACUAAGGCCGAGUGCAACCGGGUCAAGCUUCUUGGCUCGUGGGACUUUGACUGCAACACUUUCCAUGAAAACUACUCUCAGUAUACGCCACUACUCACUCGCAAAUCUUCUGCUUCUGGUGCCACCCCGACACCGGCAAAGUCUGAGGCCCCCGCCGCCCCAAUUGGCGGACAGGUGGGACAGAUCCCGAUCGGUAAUGCCCCAAAAGAGCAACCGCAGGAGGCGGUCGAAUCGGAAGCCCCGGGUCAGAAGGUGCUCUCUCGAGAGGAGAAGGUGGAAUAUCGGGACCAAAACGGCAACCUUCUCAACGAGGAGCAGGUCAAGGCCUUGGAGGGCAAGGUCGAAUUCAAGACAAAAUAUGAGACGCGGACGCGCGUCGUCGACGCAAGUGGGAACGAAGUACAAACGCCCGAAGGCGGUUGGCCACAAGAGCUUGGUCAAGAACAAGGCGGCAAUGUGGCCCCGCCUCAUCCUGAUGUCCAGGGCGUCGACCCUGAGACCAAGGCCAAGGCUGACGACUCGGCCGCCCCCAAGGUCGCCGAAAGUGUUCAAGGCCAGAAGGAGGCCGAGCAGAAAAAGGCCAAGCCGGCUAGCGACGGCGGCAAGGAGGCUACUGCUCAGGAGGAGCUUUGA